Messenger RNA from Trichomonas vaginalis G3, 195 nucleotides. RefSeq lists its product as uncharacterized. The transcript has a single exon. Lineage: Eukaryota; Parabasalia; Trichomonadida; Trichomonadidae. The record is from RefSeq and is a predicted model, not a curated record. Bases 1 to 195 code for a protein of 64 amino acids.
AUGUCAGAGGUACCAGAAGAAGAACAAAUUUCGGUUGCUCAGUUACAAGCAUUAGUUAAUAUGCAAUUGGCUCAGUUUGAUGCAAUGACUCAGUCAAUUAAUUCAACCUUAGAUAGCUUUGAAUCAAAAAUAGACGAACUCCAAAAUCGAGCCGACUUCCUCAAAAAACAAAAUGCUGAAAAAUGUAAAAAAUAA